Molecule: messenger RNA, 2480 nt
Organism: Owenia fusiformis
Lineage: Eukaryota; Metazoa; Annelida; Polychaeta; Sabellida; Oweniidae
Source: the annotation of a GenBank genome assembly
ACGGACGGACGGAGGCGUUCCCUUUAUCCCUCUGAACUUAGUUCGAUGGGAUAAUUAAUCAAUCAGCAUCACUGGAUCAAUUGCCAAUUAUUAGUAAGAACUGAGGACAGUACUGAAGAGCAGCACGAUUUGUUGAACAUGGAUUGAUACGGACAUUGUUAAAAUUAGACUAGCAUCGUGGUUGGAGAGCCUUGAGAGGGCUGGAGAGCCUUGAUAGGGCCUUGCAAAUUGUGGAUACUGGUUAAAACCAAAAAGAACACACUGAGUUUACAAGAAGUAAGAUCCUAAGACUCACCCAUACAAGAGGAGGGAUACUUACUGUUUGGAAGGAGGAAUUGGGUGGGAAGCUUAUCUCCCUUGAUGAAACACGACCAAAUGGACAACUUCCAAUAGAAUAACAUGAUAGAACACUGAGGCAGUGCAUAUUGGGUGAUAUAAACCAGAAAAUUGAACCACUACAUUCAACAAUACGGACAAUAUCCAGAUUCAACAAUGCAAUAAUGGUAUCUCGACAAUCACAUGUAUCAUCUCAUUUCAGAGACUGAUCAUAACUUUUAAAUGAAUCAAUUUGGAAAGUGUAUCUCUGUGUGAAAUGUAUAUGGAACUAAAAGUUGAUCAAAAGAUGGCAAUAGAGUAUAUAUACUAAACUAAACUAAAAACUAAAAGUGCAAUUUGGAAAGGAACAGGUUAACAAAGAGUUCAAGUAAAGCAUACACAAUGAAAACAUUAAGUGAAGAAGUAAAAUAAGAAAUAAGAACAUAACAUUGUACAAAUGAACAAGGAACCAAAUAAGAGACUGAAAUAAUCGACAACUGUCGGACCCAGCGAGAGCAUCAAGGGGGCCCCUCGUCAUAACGUCCAACACCCAAGAUAGGCAUCGACAAAGGUAGUAUUUACAAGUAACAAGAUAAUAACAACAUUACACGUGACAAUAAAAAUAACAAAGGGAAACAUUCGAAAUAGACUUGAAUAUGAUCAAGAACAACAUGGCUAGCAAUCUACAAAUGACCACAACAAACAUGAAGACAACAGUAAAUUACACUACACCUGCCAGUAUCUAUGAGAAUACAGAAACUCCUAAUUUGAAUACGAGCAUGAAAAAUGCCAAUUUUACUGCAAUAACAAAUUCAAACGAGGUGACACAUAGCCACACUAUGAGUUCAACAGACACAAAUAUAAGCACAAAGAACUCAAAUGUAACAUGGGAAAUGCCUGACUUCUGUAGAUUCCCAUACCAUUCUUCAGAUGGAGAACUAAUUGAAGUGAACAGGUUCAUAAUGUACACCAUGUAUGAUGUAGUAACAGCCAUAGCUGUCACUGGACUAAUUGGUAACACACUGUCAUUCAUUGUUCUGUAUAAGGAUAAAGCUAAAGGAACAAGUAUGUUUUACUUCAAAGCUUUGGCCAUUGUCGACUGGCUUGCAUGUGCCUCUUACAUUGCCUUUGAAAUACAUAUUGUAUUAUACCCACAUAGCCAUGUACUGGACACAUCACUAGAUGCCACUCAUGACAUGAUGAUCAUUGCUCCCUAUACUCAAUACACCAUUUUGUAUUUUACUUCAUUGAGCAGUUGGAUAUUGGUAGCAAUCUCGGUUGAUCGCUACAUUGCUAUCUGUCAUCCUUUACAUGCUCCCAGAUUCAGUACACUAAAAAGAGUUAAAGGUACCCUGGUUACCAUAAUUUUUGCUGUACUUUGUAUUCAUAUUCCACGGUUUUUAGAGUACCAGAUCACCAGAAAUUCCCCUUUCCCACAUCCAUGUACAUUGGAAGAUUUCUAUGAAAUGGAGGCCACGCCCCUAUAUAAAACGAAAGGUUAUAUGAUAGGGUUCAGAGUUAUGACUUAUAGUGUUCUAGCAACAGUUACUCCAAUCGUACUUGUGCUCGUCCUGAACCUUAUCCUGGUUGUGACAAUAAGCAAAGCUGCAAAGAGAAGAGCUACGAUAUCCAAUCGAGAUCAGCCAUCCAACAGGGCAGAAAGAAACUUAAGCGUAACUCUAAUAAGUUUAGCAAUUGUUUUUCUUAUCUGUAUGCUACCCUCCUUUAUAUACUCUUUCACUAAGAUGAUCAGCCUUAUCGACAAAAAAAUCAUUCCUAGUGAUGAUAAAACAAGACUUCUGGAAUUCAAAAAUCUAAUGAGAGUUCUGAAUUCAGCAAUUAAUUUCUUCACAUAUUGUGUGGCAAGAGCGGGGUUUAGACGGAAUCUCAUCCGCAUUUUGUGUAGGAAAAAGAAAAAGGAGUUAUCCAGGAGUGAUCUAUAUUCUAUAAGAAUGACUGAAAUUGAAACAACUGUUUGAAUUAAAAACAUCUUCAUUAGCUUGUUGACUCGAUUAAUAAAAUAUUUGUCACAACCAAGUUUACUAUAAAUAUCUGUAUUUCAUUCAAUUUAGUGAUAUCAUUACUACACGCUUUUUUAUCAAAAAUGGACAUACAGAAAUACAAAUAUACAGUAACUUAACAUACCAUAAAAGCAUGCAAAAAAG